This is a messenger RNA of Kuraishia capsulata CBS 1993, 885 nucleotides long. RefSeq lists its product as uncharacterized. The transcript has a single exon. Gene Ontology annotation, molecular function: kinase activity; ATP binding. NCBI's taxonomy places the organism in Eukaryota, Fungi, Ascomycota, Pichiomycetes, Pichiales, Pichiaceae. The coding region runs from base 1 to 885 and encodes 294 amino acids. The record is from RefSeq and is a predicted model, not a curated record. Gene Ontology annotation, cellular component: cytoplasm.
AUGUCAACCAUAGAGAUUGCGCGCAAAUUCCUCCAACCCUUAAUUCAAAAACAAAGCUUGACCAAUGAAUUGAUCGUUAUCGGAGUGAGUGGCCCCCAGGGAUCAGGAAAGACCUAUCUUUCAUCGCACCUAAGAGAGAGACUCCAACAACUCUUUCCCCAAUUGCAUUGUGUGGAUAUAUCCAUUGAUGAUUUCUAUCUUAGUUUCGAAGAUCAACUCAAGCUCGCAAUUGAAAACCCAACCAAUUGGCUCGUCUCGGGAAGAGGUCCUCCAGGCACGCAUGAUAUAGAGCUCAUGAACGACACCAUGAGCAAGCUUAGAAAGAAGCUACCGAACAUAUCGAUACCACGCUACAACAAGUCUGCUCACGAAGGAAGAGGAGAUCGAGCCCCGAUUUCUGAGUGGGUCCAUAUAGGGGCAAAACCUGUUGACGUGGUGAUUCUUGAAGGCUGGUUCACCGGAUACACCGCCAUUGAGACCUCGGAAGACUUGGCCAAUAUGUGGAGUAAUAUCAAGAGUGAAAAAUCCCCCAAAUUUGACAAAAUUAGACUGCAAGAUAUAGAAUUUAUUAAUUCGAAGCUCAAAGAGUACCAAGAAACGUGGAAACUGUUCGAUGCUUUUGUCUACAUCACAACAGACUCCAUAGACAAUGUCUAUCAUUGGAGGCAGCAGCAGGAGCAUGCGCUCAUUCAAAGCAAAGGCACUGGGAUGACCGAUGAAGAGGUCCAAUUGUUUGUCGAUAGGUACAUGCCAUCGUACUAUCUUUAUUAUGAUAAACUCGCCGAGAAAGGUUGUGGGUCCACGAAACACAACUGCAGAAUCAAAAUUGACCUAGCGAGACAGGUGAUUAGUUUCCGUGGUCUCAAUCAGGGUGCGCUUUUGUGA